Molecule: messenger RNA, 567 nt
Organism: Schistosoma bovis
Lineage: Eukaryota; Metazoa; Platyhelminthes; Trematoda; Strigeidida; Schistosomatidae
Source: the annotation of a GenBank genome assembly
AUGUUUACUUACUGGGCAACUGGAGCUACCUUAGGUGUGUUGGCUAUAUUACUUGUUUUAUUCCUAUUACUUUUGUGUCUUCCAUGGCAUAAGUGUGAUCGAUACUGUUCUUGCUGUCGUUGUUGGCUUUUUAGUUCAAAUGAGAAUAUUCACAGACAGUCAGAUGAUGCAUUUCGUGCAGCCAGAAUGCCUGGAGAGUACCCUAUGCCAAUGUUUGACUUCAUCCCACCAUCUGCUUUGCCCAAAUUACCAAACUACGAAGAAUGUUUAAAUACUGGGCCACCAGCGAAUGAUGAAGCUCCACCUCCGCCAACUCCACUUUCUUUUUAUUCAGUUAAUUCAAAUGGUCAAUCAGCUUUACGUCUUACUAUCCACAGUCAACCCGAUUUAGUUGCUCAUAAUCGCAGUUCCCAAGCACUUGCUAGUCCUUUAUCCACACCUCCACCGACUUAUUCGUCAACUUGUUUGCAAAGGCCAUCAACGACGAGUCGAACAGGUGAAGAUACAUCUAGAAUAGUUGAGAACUCAUCUCAUACAACAUCAAGGCAAUUAUCGGUGGACCGUUAA